GAAUGGAAAUCUAUGCCAAGCGGCAGCUAGUGCCAGAGAGAGGGAGGGCGCGCGUGGGGCUUCUUCCUUUUGUGACUGCUCGGCCUUGGGCGAGGGAAUAUGCUGUGCGUGGAUUCUCAUCUUCUUCUUCUUCUUCUUCGGUAAAGAGUUAAUGAAAUAGAAAUACAAAAAGAGGGAAGAAACAAUGCGCCCUUUCUCUUUCCCCGAAGAUCCCGGGAGUCAUCUGCAAAGAAGUUCCUUUUGUAGUCUUUUUGUGCGCAUCAUAUACAUGCUAUGAGUAUGCCUUUGGCAUACUAAAAUAGAUUUAUGAUGGAAUCCUAGGGUUUUCUUUGAGCAUGAGAAUGAAAGUGCUUUACUAAGAGUUAUUGCCUAUGAUGAUGGCUGUUAAUCUUUCAGGAAUCGUGUAAUCGGAUUGUUCUAACCUUAGUGUAACUUUUUUAGUCAAAUUGUUUAAUUAUGUGGAGGUCUGGCUCUUGAUAUUACUGGCAGGGUUAGACCUAAGCUGAGAAAAGUAAUAAAUUCAUGUUGCAAUGGAUGACACACGAUGGAAUGGUCAUCAAGUAUAGCUAUUUUGAGCUAAGGAGAAAUGUCUACAUGUGAACAAAGUAUUGCUCAAACCUGAGAUUUUUCAGCUAGAAAAGUUGUGUUAGUAGAAAAAUAUUGCUGCAGUUUGUGUCCUAAUGGACAAUUUGGAGUCACCUUCAAGCCACUUCAAAUACGCCCCUUUUCGUAGGUGUUCUUCAAGCAUUUCUCCCAAAGAUUUGUGGUCAGCAUCAAGGGAUGGUUCUGUGACUGAGUUGGAUUCAGCUCUGCUAGCACUAAAGAGAAAUGGUGGAAAUGUGGAUUCGCGGAAUGCAUCUGGAGUUACUCCUCUUCACAUUGCCAUUUGGAGAAAUCAUUUACCCAUAGUGAAGAGGUUACUGGCUGCAGGAGCUGAUCCUGAUGCAAGGGAUGGAGAGUCAGGAUGGAGCAGUUUACAUAGGGCACUCCAUUUUGGCCAUCUUGCGGUUGCAAGUGUUCUUAUGCAGGCUGGUGCAUCCCUCACAGUGGAGGACUCUAAAUGUCGUACCCCAGUUGACCUUCUCUCUGGGCCUGUUUCUCAAGUUGUUGGCAAUAAUCUUGACUCAGUUGCAACUGAAGUCUAUAGCUGGGGAAGUGGGACAAAUUAUCAGCUUGGAACUGGCAAUGCUCACAUCCAGAAAUUGCCGGGAAAAGUUGAUGCGCUUCAUGAUUCUUAUAUUAAGAUAAUUUCUGCUUCAAAGUUUCAUAGUAUUGCUGUUGCUUCCAAUGGGGAGCUUUAUACUUGGGGAUUUGGCAGGGGUGGCAGGCUUGGGCACCCUGACUUUGAUGUUCACAGUGGUCAAGCUGCUGUUAUCACUCCACGCUUGGUGACAUCAGGGUUGGGGUCUCGCCGAGUUCAUGCUGUUGCUGCAGCAAAACAUCAUACAGUUAUUGCAACAGAGAGUGGGGAAGUUUUUACUUGGGGAUCUAAUCGAGAGGGACAGCUAGGGUACACUUCAGUUGAUACCCAACCGACACCAAGACGAGUGAGUUGCCUUAGGGUAAGAAUAGUUGCGGUCGCUGCUGCAAACAAGCACACGGCAGCUGUUGCUGAAUCCGGUGAAGUUUUUACAUGGGGAUGCAACAAGGAAGGCCAGCUUGGUUAUGGAACCUCCAAUUCAGCAUCUAACUACACUCCUCGAGUGGUCGAGUACUUGAAAGGAAAAUCUUUCAAGGGAAUAUCAGCUGCAAAGUAUCAUACAGUAGUGUUAAGUGCUGAAGGGGAGGUAUUCACCUGGGGUCAUCGGCAAGUCAACCCAAGACGGGUUAUUAUUGCUAGGAAUUUGAAGAAAUGUGGUGCUGCACUACUUAGAUUCCAUCGGAUGGAACGGCUUCAUGUCAUUUCAGUUGCUGCUGGAAUGACUCAUAGUAGCGCUCUGACUGAAGAUGGUGCUCUGUUUUACUGGGCAUCUUCAGAUCCCGACCUAAGAUGCGAGCAGGUGCAUUUGUUAUGUGGCGGAAAUGUCGUAAGCAUUUCUUCUGGAAAGUACUGGACUGCUGCUGUUACAGCAACAGGAGACGUGUACAUGUGGGAUGGAAAGAAGUGGAAGAAUAGGGAUCCUGUAUUAACACGCCUGCCUGGUAUUAAGCAUGUUACAUCAGCUUGUGUUGGUGAAACACAUUUACUAGCUGUCUGUGCUCUUUAUCACCCUCCUUAUUUGCCUGCAUUGGAGUCAAGCCAUCAGACUUCUAUCCUGAAGGAUAGCCAUGACAUAGAUGGCUUAGAUGAAGAACUUUUGUUUAGUGACAUACAGCCAGAUAUUUCUGAGCCAUUUGUGCAGAAUAAAUAUGAAGUCUGUAAACCUGUACCAAGUCUGAAGAGCCUCUGUGAGAAGGUUGCAGCCGAAUUUCUUGUAGAGCCAAGGAAUGCUAUACAACUUCUUGAGAUUGCAGAUUCAUUAGAAGCUGAAGAUCUAAGAAAAUAUUGCGAGGACUUGGUUAUCCGGAACUUUGAUUACAUUUUCACUGUCUCAGCACCUGCUAUUGGGACUGCGUCUCUGGAAAUUCUGGCAAGGCUUGAAAAUUUGUUGGAUGCAAGAUCCUCUGAGCCAUGGAGUUACCGCCGCCUUCCUACAUCAACCGUCGCUUUCCCUGUUGUUAUUUACAGUGAAGAGGAUGGUGAUAACGAAAUUGGUAAUCCCAUGCCUCGGGAUAAUAGGAAAUUAACUCCCAAAGAUUAUAAGGAUUUCAUUGGUGAAAGCUUUUGGCAAAGGAAGAGUGACGCUGAUCAAGCUGUCUUGAAACAAGUUAGAGCACUUCGCAAAAAAUUGCAGCAAAUAGAGAUGCUUGAAUCAAAGCAGCGCUGUGGUCAUAUUCUUGAUGACCAGCAAAUUGCGAAGCUUCAAACCAGAUCCAUUGUAGAGGAUGCACUUGCUGAACUUGGUUUUCCCCAUGAGACAGUUUCUAAACUUUCUUCAUCAGGAUUGUCUGAUGAGAAAGGGAAUAAAAAGGUGAAUGCCUCAAAAAAGCAAAGGCGAAAAAGCUUGCAGAAGGUAGCACAGCUAGAAACUUUAUCUAUAAAUAAUGAAUUACUCACAGAAAAAAACUCAAUUAAGGGUUUCCCUGAUGAGAAAAGUCUCAUUUCUAAAGCAAAGGAAAACAUGACUGUUGAACUAACUAUUGGAAGUAAGAUGGUUGAAGAUUGCUCUCCUGACACCCAUGAUUCCAACAGCAAUAAGGCUAUUUGGCCAACCUUAACCAAGAAAAAAAACAAGAAAGGUGGCCUUUCUAUGUUUCUUAGUGGUGCUCUUGAUGACAGCCCAAAAAAAGCUCCACCACCAACACCACCAAAAAGUGAGGGUCCUGCUUGGGGUGGUGCUAAAAUUGCUAAAGGUGCCACCUCCCUCCGUGACAUUCAGAAUGAGCAAAGCAAAACUAAAGAAGAAUGUAUCAAGCCAAAGGAAAAUCAUGAAGACUCAGUCGAGGUGACGAGGGCUGGACAGGUCAGGCUUAGUUCAUUUCUACCUGGGGAUUCCUCUAACCCAAUUGCUGUGAAACCAACUCAAGUAGUUCCUGCAUCUGAGGGAGAGAAGAGUACACCUCCAUGGUCUUCAUCUGGAACUUCACCCAUCUACCGGCCAUCCUUGAGAAACAUUCAGAUGCAACAGCAGGUGAAGAAGCAGCAGAGCACUUCUCACAGUCCGAAAACUAAUACUUCGGGUUUCGCCAUUGCUCCUCAUGGCUCGCCUUCAGAGUCCAGCGGUGUGGCCCCCAGCCGCUGGUUCAAGCCAGAAGCAGAAGCUCCAUCCUCCAUCAGAUCAAUUCAGAUCGAGGAGAAGGCAAUGAAAGACCUCAAGCGCUUCUACAGCAGUGUGAGGUUAGUGAAAUCCCAGCCUCAACCAUUGUGAUCUUAUUCCCUGAAUAGAUAGGAACAUAUAAAAUCCUCAUCCCAAUAUUUCUCCUUUUUUAUUAUGCUCAGCUAAUAUAGAUUUGAAUGUACAGUGCACUGUUUAGUUUUAGAUCUUUUAUGUUGAUAUAUCAGUCCUCUCAUUAGUAGGGACUUCUUUCUCUGGAACUCAUGACCCUUAGUUAACAAAAUAGAGGCAAUCUAACUACUACUUCGAACCUGUCCUUUUCUAUUAAAUGUAUAUGAUGUAGAAUCAAAUGCAGUUGAGAA
Messenger RNA from Dendrobium catenatum, 4177 nucleotides. RefSeq lists its product as uncharacterized. Lineage: Eukaryota; Viridiplantae; Streptophyta; Magnoliopsida; Asparagales; Orchidaceae. Bases 681 to 3908 code for a protein of 1075 amino acids. Gene Ontology annotation, molecular function: protein binding. The transcript is spliced from 11 exons. The record is from RefSeq and is a predicted model, not a curated record.